Messenger RNA from Chaetomium fimeti, 1031 nucleotides. RefSeq lists its product as uncharacterized. Bases 29 to 634 code for a protein of 201 amino acids. The transcript has 2 exons. NCBI's taxonomy places the organism in Eukaryota, Fungi, Ascomycota, Sordariomycetes, Sordariales, Chaetomiaceae. The record is from RefSeq and is a predicted model, not a curated record.
CAGAUUAAACAAUUCUCAUAAUCUCGAUAUGAAUUUCGAGCUCCACAUCCCGGCUUGCAUUUGCGUACCUGCUCAUCCUCUUCAUCCCCCACCACUAGAAAAACCGCUGAGAAUUCAAAUUGAAGGUCCCAUCGUUGCCAUACAAAAGCUUCUUCCCUGUAUAUCCUGGCAUACUGAUGCCUUGUCGCUGGAGUUUCCACAGCCCGCCGGCCCCGAGCUCGCCAAACUAGCAUACCAGGUGAUAUACGGGCGCCAUCCUCGUCCGGAGUGCGCAGAUGAUUUGGUUGUGCGGGAUGAAUACUUGGGCUGGGUCACGGACGUGAGACCAUUCAGGCACAUCGACUACUACGGCGUCACAUUCGACCACCUGGUCCCCGCCAACGACCCCGAUCCGGAUGUCCUGCAGAUCAACAUCCUCGAGCUGGAGACGGCGAGCGGACCGUUUGCCAACGGCGAGGCGUAUGCUAACCGGUACCUACGGUUUGCAGUCGACGUGGCGGAUUAUGUUGGGAAGAAGGUCCUUGCUGUGCCGAGAUGCUGUCAGAGGAGGAGGGGGACCCAGGAUCGUGCAAGAGUGAACAGCUCGGUGGCUGAGAGGGAUGCGGGAGUGGAGGGAGGUGAUGCAACGAGCUAGCAAGGAAUUGUUCACUUUUCGUGAUGAAAUGCCCGUCAAAUAUGUUAGUUCCUUACUCCGGCUACCAACCGGGGUGUCAGAAGAGGCUAGCGGUCGAGUUCGGGUUGUUAGUAGAAGCUUGGUCAUCGAACUGUUGCGUAGAUGAUGGGGUGUUUGGAGAACCCGCCUGCACAGCAAAGUUUCCCGACUGGGAGACAUUUCGACGGACACUAGGCGCUGGAGUCCCUGAAACUCUGUGGACGAUGAUUUUUAGGAGUGAGCGAAGAUUGAUUCCAUCCGGAAGACGUCAAGCCUGAGAGGCUCACAAAAUCUAAGCCUAAUCACCGUGCCCAAAUCCGCCCCCCCUCCUAAGCCAAAAGGAAAAAGAAAAACAGGAAGGCCACCCUCGGCACUAUCG